GACCGGGAGGGGCGCAGAGUGCGCGGCGGGCGGCGGCGCCCGGGGAGGCCGGUGAGGCCCGGGAGGCCGCGGCGCGGUCAGUCGAGCCGAGCCGAGCCGCGCCGAUCGCCAUCGGCCCCGGCUCUCGUGGGCGGUCCCGGCCGGUGGCGCGGCCUGGCGGGCCGGGCGGCGCUGCAGCCCAUGGAGCUCGAGAACAUCGUAGCGAACACGGUGCUACUCAAGGCCCGGGAAGGUGGUGGCGGGAAUCGCAAAGGCAAGAGCAAGAAAUGGCGCCAGAUGCUGCAGUUCCCCCACAUCAGCCAGUGCGAAGAGCUUCGGCUCAGCCUUGAGCGUGACUACCACAGCUUGUGCGAGCGUCAGCCCAUUGGGCGCCUGCUAUUUCGUGAGUUCUGUGCUACAAGGCCUGAGCUGACCCGCUGUACCGCCUUCCUGGAUGGGGUGGCUGAGUAUGAGGUGACCCCUGAUGAGAAACGGAAGGCAUGUGGUCGCCGGCUAAUGCAGAAUUUUCUGAGCCACACGGGUCCCGACCUCAUCCCUGAAGUUCCCCGGCAGCUGGUGAGUAACUGUGCCCAGCGGCUGGAGCAGGGGCCCUGCAAAGACCUCUUCCAGGAACUGACCCGGCUGACCCACGAGUACUUAAGCAUGGCCCCUUUCGCCGACUACCUCGACAGCAUCUACUUCAACCGUUUUUUGCAGUGGAAGUGGCUGGAAAGGCAGCCAGUGACCAAAAACACCUUUAGGCAGUACCGAGUCCUGGGCAAAGGUGGCUUUGGGGAGGUGUGUGCCUGCCAGGUGCGGGCAACAGGCAAGAUGUAUGCAUGCAAGAAACUGGAAAAGAAACGCAUCAAGAAGCGGAAGGGGGAGGCCAUGGCCCUCAACGAGAAGCAGAUCCUGGAGAAAGUGAACAGUAGGUUUGUAGUGAGCUUAGCAUACGCUUAUGAGACCAAGGAUGCCCUGUGCCUGGUACUGACCUUGAUGAACGGAGGCGACCUCAAGUUUCACAUCUACCACAUGGGCCAGGCUGGCUUUCCUGAGGCGCGUGCUGUCUUCUACGCUGCCGAGAUCUGCUGUGGCCUGGAAGACCUGCACCGGGAACGCAUUGUGUACAGGGACCUAAAGCCAGAGAACAUCCUUCUGGAUGACCAUGGCCACAUUCGCAUCUCUGACCUGGGACUGGCUGUGCAUGUGCCUGAGGGCCAGACUAUCAAAGGCCGUGUGGGCACUGUGGGCUACAUGGCUCCAGAGGUGGUAAAGAAUGAGCGCUACACAUUCAGUCCCGAUUGGUGGGCGCUCGGCUGCCUCCUGUACGAGAUGAUUGCAGGCCAGUCACCCUUCCAGCAGAGGAAGAAGAAGAUCAAGCGCGAAGAGGUGGAGCGACUGGUCAAGGAAGUGGCGGAGGAAUACACAGACCGCUUUUCCACACAGGCACGCUCGCUCUGUUCUCAGCUCCUCAGCAAGGACCCUGCUGAGCGCCUGGGGUGUCGUGGAGGUGGCGCCCGGGAGGUAAAGGAGCACCCCCUUUUCAAGAAACUGAAUUUCAAACGGUUGGGAGCUGGAAUGCUAGAGCCGCCUUUUAAGCCUGAUCCCCAGGCUAUUUAUUGCAAGGAUGUCCUGGACAUUGAACAGUUCUCUACAGUUAAAGGUGUGGAUCUGGAGCCCACAGACCAAGACUUCUACCAGAAGUUCGCCACGGGUAGCGUGUCCAUCCCCUGGCAGAAUGAGAUGGUGGAGACCGAGUGCUUCCAGGAACUCAAUGUCUUUGGGCUGGAUGGGUCUGUUCCCCCAGACCUGGACUGGAAGGGCCAGCCCACUGCACCCCCCAAGAAGGGAUUGCUACAGAGACUCUUCAGUCGCCAAGAUUGCUGUGGGAACUGCAGCGACAGUGAGGAAGAGCUCCCCACCCGCCUCUAGCCCCCAGGCCGAGGCCCCCACCGGCGGUUGGCGGUAGCAGCUGCUCUGUGACGUUUACAGUUUUGCACAGUGGUGUUCCCCAUUGUCCACGCCAGUCGUGGUCUGUGGAACACAGCCGGAACUGUUCCCAGUGUCCUCCGUUCCUCAGCCACUGGCCCAGCUGAGUUUGACAAGGCCUGGGCCAUCUUGGGACAAAGGUGCGUCCCUUCAGCUCUCCUCUGUGGAGCUCGGGGCUUUAUGUAUUUAUGUAUUUGUACGAAUGUAUAUAGCUACCAGAGCAUUCUUAAUUCCACCCUGGAUCUGGCACCCCAGGGCAAGUCGCCCUGGCAAGAGGAGCCAGUGCCAACCUACAGACUUGUAGGGCCCAGUGCAGAGGAGCAAGCAGAGUGCGGCCAGGUCAGACCUCCACAGCACUGCACUCCACCACCAACCUCCAAGUGAGACGGGUGCCUGUCUGGUCGCCCAGUGCUUUCACUCUGUCUCAGCAUUUGUCAGAGCUGGAGAUGGGGGCUGUGUAUCCUCUGGGCCAGGGUCAUAGUGUAAGCACAGACUGAGCUUACUGGCACCCAUCAGAACACUGCCCAACACGGGCUGCUCUGCCUUCCAGCUCCCAGGCACAUCAGUCCUCAUUCUGGGUCAGAUCCUGAAGACACCUUUUUCAGAAGUGCCCCGGUCCUGGCCAUAGGAGGGGUUAGAAUUAGCCCCCAACAUUCCAGAAUCCCUCAUAGAAGUAGACCUGUGCCCAGCAAUAAGCCACCCUCCCCUGUGUGUGCCUGUUGGGGGCGGGUGAGUAUACAUCAUUGUGUGAAGAGAGGAGGGUAAGGCUGUGCCUAAGCCCCGACCCUAGCCCUGGCCUUUCCCAGACUGUGAUGGCUGUCCUGAUGCCAGUUAGGACAGCAUGGGACCAUAAGGCUCUGGCUUUUCCAUAUUUAAAGCCAAUGUAAGCCGCCAUAUGUCUCUGUGUGACCAGUGUGAGCUGCCAUGUGUCUGUGCGAAUACAGUCUGAGCACAAGGCUGGCCAGCCA
Molecule: messenger RNA, 2936 nt
Organism: Apodemus sylvaticus (European woodmouse)
Lineage: Eukaryota; Metazoa; Chordata; Mammalia; Rodentia; Muridae
Gene: Grk6
Product: G protein-coupled receptor kinase 6
Exons: 16
Coding region: 181-1911 (576 amino acids)
Biological process (GO): regulation of signal transduction; signal transduction; protein phosphorylation
Cellular component (GO): plasma membrane; cytoplasm
Molecular function (GO): G protein-coupled receptor kinase activity; ATP binding
Source: RefSeq, a predicted model, not a curated record